AGGGAGGAAGGAGGACAGACCUUUUUGCCUCAACAGCACUUCAAGGGUUUCUUUUCUUCAAACGGGUUGCCUCAAUUUCUCCCUGUUGUUACUGAAAUAAGACAACUUUUUCAACUCAAGAGUAGCGCCAUACACGACGGGAUAUUUUACUGUCAGAGUUUGGAUUUUAAAGUUUCAAUAAAUUAUGGAUUUAAGGAGUUUGGUAGGCCUACCUGCUGUUCUGCUACUCCUCGGUGUAGGUGCUGUGUUCGCGCAAACUGCCGCACCUAAAAUAGUGUGUGAGACUAAGAAUGGAACAAGCUGUGAGGAAUGUCUAAAGAUUGUGACGUGCCUGUGGUGUCAGAAAACUAAGAUGUGUAUCACGUACCCAGUCAAAACCAUCCUCCCCCCGCACUCCCUCUGCCCCCUCAACGAUGCACGCUGGGGACGCUGCUGGGUGAACUUCCAGUCAUUGAUCAUCGCCAUGGCGGUGGUGGGUGGAGUCAUUAUCAUCGCCUUCCUGGUCUGCCUCUUCUGCUGCUGCAAGUGUGAACACAUCGGGUCUACGAGGUUCGAUACCAAGAUGGAGAGACGGACCAAUAAGAUGAAGGGAAAACAGGAAGAGAGAAAGGCAGAGAUGAAGAUGAGGCAUGAGGAAAUCAGAACGAAAUAUGGUCUCAGUGGUUCCAACCCGUACUCCAAAUUCUCCUGAGCUGAUAUUUGGACACUGUACUAUCAACUGCCUUCCUUCUCUUUACUCCCCCCCCCCCCAAACCAUUAAUCAUAAAAGUCUUAGAGGCGUUUUUAAAGGAUUUGUAUAAUUUCAGAUCGUAGUUUUGAAAGUAGCGCUCACAAGUCAAAACGAGUCACCAAAAAUUGUGCUUAGUUUUCACUUAUUUCGUAUGUUAUGUCCUGCAAAAAAUAUAUAUAUUUCCUACAAUUCGUAUGAUGUAACGAAUUCGAAUUUGUACAAUAUGUUACGAUUUUGUAAGUUCUUAAAAUCCCAUUGAAUAUCUUUAACCGUUUUGAGGGGAAUACAUGAAACUGGCCUUAGAUCAAAGUUUUGGGACAGCCUGAUAUGCAACAUUAUCUUCCCAUGUAACACAGGUCAUUAAACAUUGUGUUGAAUGUAAUGAACAAAGUCUUCUCUGAAUACUUAGCUAGAACAAGUUCUGCGCUGCUUGGUGAGUGGUGCAGUGCAGAACAUGUCUUGCAGUGCACAGGUGUAGUACCCUUAAAUGUACCUUAUACCUUCUGUGACUACUACUGUAUUAUAAACUCAUAAUGAUGAUGGUACUUGAGGGUUACUACUUGGUUGUAGGAGAUCUUGCCUAUGCUCUACUUAAAUGAGAAGAUGCACUCCAGGAAAGUUGACCUUAUCUAUGUUGACCUUUUUCUAUGUAUAUUUAUCUGAUGGUGAACUAUCAGAAAUGUGUCCAGUGCACGCACACCUGUACUCCAUCAAACAAUAAACUUGUAUAGAUGUAUUGUUUUUCUAAUUUGAACCAGAAUUGUACUUAAUGAAGCACUAUGCAGAAAUCCCUCCAGGCAUUUCCUGCUUGCUAAAAUAUUAAGAGUUCACCUUAUUUCAGUUUGCGACAAAACAAGCAAGAGAGUCAUUGUACCAUCUAAACAGCUGUGAAAUAUAUUUUCCAUACGGUAAGCAUCGAUCUGCUUCUUAAACUUGCUUUCAAAGAGUCACAGAUCUAUAACUCACAUUUCUAUGUGAAUUUGGUCAGGUCGCCCAAAAAGUUACAUAUUGCAGCUUUAAAUAGGAGGCUAUUCAGAGUUUAAUGCUCAGAAUUGCAGAUAGAAAUGUACCCUACCUUAUAGAAUGUACACACCUUGUAAAAUGACGAAUGUCAAAUCUAAGUAAUAUUUUUCUACCGGUGACAGCUUUCUCUUUACAGACACCAGCUACUUCAGUUAGAAUAUUGUCAGGACAAAUGAAUCAACGUUUUAUUAAUGUCUAGUUGUGUAAUAAACUACCCUUUGUCUGUUGAUUGAACAAAUCUAUUUUUACUCAAAUAAAACUUUCCACUAUGUAA
Messenger RNA from Oncorhynchus gorbuscha (pink salmon), 2027 nucleotides. RefSeq names its product pituitary tumor-transforming gene 1 protein-interacting protein-like. The transcript is spliced from 7 exons. The record is from RefSeq and is a predicted model, not a curated record. The coding region runs from base 185 to 691 and encodes 168 amino acids. Lineage: Eukaryota; Metazoa; Chordata; Actinopteri; Salmoniformes; Salmonidae. Gene Ontology annotation, biological process: protein import into nucleus. Gene Ontology annotation, cellular component: cytoplasm; nucleus.